AUGCUCUAUACUCGAACUCUCAAUGGGGUUGAACUCUCCUUCGAUGACCGAGGUCUUGUGUCAGAUGAACCAGCAAUCGUCUGUCUGCCAGGUCUUGGCCAGGACCACCGAGGCUAUCAAUACCUGCUGCCAUACUUAACGGGCAAAUAUCGCGUUAUCAGGAUCGUGUGGAGGGGCCACGGAGUAAACCGUGACCCUGUAGGAAAAUGGACUGUUGAUGAUCAGGCAGGCGAUACUAUUGCACUCCUGGACUCCCUUGAGGUUAAGACAUUUAUCCCAGUGUCUCACUCUCAUGGGGGAUGGUGUGCCAUGGAGAUUGCUGAGCGUCUUGGUAAGGAGCGGGUCCCAGCUGUAUUGCUGACCGAUCUGAUCCUAACUCGUGCUCCGCCUGAAUUUAUUUCUCAACUUCAAAUGACGCAGCAAAGGGACACUUGGUAUCAGGCUCAGGCUGCUCUUAUUAAGGGCUGGCUUGAUAGCACUAAGAAUCCUAGUGUUUUAAACCACUUCUAUAAUGAUGUCGGCGCUCACGGCUUCGAUAGCUGGUCCCAUUUCUGCUGGCUUGUCGAGAAGAACUAUGAGCGCUGGGGCUCGCCUAUGGAACGGCUCGAGACGAUUAGUAACCCCCCUCUGGUUCGCCAUAUCUUCAGUCACCCCAGAGAACAAUCUUAUUUGGAGGCACAUGAAACUUUCGCUCGGAAGUAUGAUUGGUUCAGCUUUGCUCGGCUUAAUGGGGAAUCUCACUUCCCGGUCGUCGAGCUUCCAGAGACAGUAAGCUUGCACCUGGCAGACCUAGUCAAGGAGACAAAGGGCAAAUGA
This is a messenger RNA of Fusarium proliferatum ET1, 816 nucleotides long. RefSeq lists its product as uncharacterized. NCBI's taxonomy places the organism in Eukaryota, Fungi, Ascomycota, Sordariomycetes, Hypocreales, Nectriaceae. The record is from RefSeq and is a predicted model, not a curated record. The transcript has a single exon. Bases 1 to 816 code for a protein of 271 amino acids.